Maylandia zebra (zebra mbuna) is the source of this 1000-nucleotide messenger RNA. Its product is annotated as dynein axonemal heavy chain 5. Lineage: Eukaryota; Metazoa; Chordata; Actinopteri; Cichliformes; Cichlidae. Gene Ontology annotation, cellular component: axonemal dynein complex. Gene Ontology annotation, molecular function: dynein intermediate chain binding; dynein light intermediate chain binding. The record is from RefSeq and is a predicted model, not a curated record. Gene Ontology annotation, biological process: microtubule-based movement.
CUGACUUCACUGGUUGGUCCCAGAGUAUCAGAGACUCGUCCUCAGACAGACGCACACAGAUGGCAGAUCCAGGCUCUCAGCCUCCAGCUGAAGCUUCCAGUCCUCCCCCAGCCAGAAGCUCUGAUGCUGGGCUGAGAGACUUUGAUCCUUCCCUGGAUCCAGAAGUCCAGGAGGGAGAAGGAGAACAGGACCUCCUUCCUGAUCUGGAGAGGCCUGAGGGAAAGAAAGACGGAGCAGACAGAGCUUUGAACAAAUCCAAACCUCCUGAGCUUCACCUCCACAAAGGUGUGACACGUGAAGGACACCGGCAAAUAGGAGGACAGAACCUGAGAGCAUUAGUCACAUGACUUCAGCUGCUGCUGCCUCACCAACCACUGGCCCCUCGCCUUUACUGGGGAAAUGUCUGUUCUUCCUGAGAACCGCUGAGAAGGCCAUAACCACCGCUAACAUGCAGCAGGAAGUGAACUUUGGCGUGUUGGACUGCAGCGGUGGCGGCGGCGUCCUGAACAGUCUGGAAACUCUGCUGACUCACAUCAUGUUACCUGCUCUCAGGUCGCAGCAGACCAGGAUGCUGGAGCACAUUCCCAGUCUGAUGAACGGCAUCAAGAUGAUCCACGUGGUGUCCCAGUACUACAACACCUCAGAGAGGAUGAGCUCACUGCUGCUCAAGGUCACCAACCAGAUGAUCAGCACCUGCAGGAGCUACCUGCUUCAGGGCAUGAGGCGUGUCUGGGAGCACAGCAGGCCGGUGCUGCUGCAGAGAAUCUCUGACUGCUGUAAUCUGAAUGCGGCGUAUCAGCGAAGCUUCCACAGCGUCAGAGACAAACUGAGAGAAAACCCUGAGAACAGACAGUUUGACUUCAGUGAGAACUACAUCUUCGGGAAGUUUGACUCUUUCUGCCGCCGUCUGGAGAAGAUGGCUGACAUGGCGUCCACGCUGGAGAACCUGGCUGCUCUGCAGAGCAUGAAGGUGGAUGAUUGUCAGAUUAGAAACAAGUGA